AUGGCGGACAAUCAACCCACUACCGGCGAUGCUGCCGUCGACGCUGUCGCUGCUGCCGCUGGCAAGCUGCACCUUGACGAGGUCACUGGCGAGAUGAUCUCCAAGACGGAGCUCAAGAAGCGCCAGAAGGCUCGCGAGAAGGAGGCCGCCAAGAAGGAGAAGGAGGCUGCCAACAAGGACAAGAAGCCCGCGCAGGCUGCUGGCAACAAGAACGCCGAGGCUGCCGAGAAGGAGCUCACCCCGAACCAGUACUUCGAGAUCCGAUCAAGAACUGUCAACGACCUCCAUGCCAAGGGCAAGGCUUACCCUCACAAGUUCCACGUCACAUAUGACAUUCGCAAGUUCGCCGAAGAGUACUCCAACCUCAAGAACGGCGAGAUGAACAAGGACAAGAUGAUUGCGCUCGCUGGUCGAGUCUACGUCCGCCGAUCAGCAGGCAGCAAGCUGUACUUUUACGACAUCCGCUCCGAGGGCACUCGACUCCAAGUCCUUGCUCAGGCUGAUAACCGUGAGGAGGGCACUCCCGACUUUGACGAGCAGCACCUCAACCUCCGCCGUGGUGAUAUCAUCGGCAUUCGAGGCUACCCUACUCGAACCAACCCCAAGAACAAGCAGGGAUCCGGCGACUUCUCUGGUGAACUCUCUAUUGCGGCUGUCGAGGUCAUUCUCCUGUCGCCAUGCUUGCACCAGAUCCCCGAUGACCACUACGGUUUCAAGAACCCCGAGCAGCGAUUCCGCCAGCGCUACCUCGAUCUCAUGAUGAACGACAACGUCCGAAACGUCUUCAUCACCCGUGCCAAGGUUGACUCUUACAUCCGCCGCUGGUUCGACGACCGGGAUUUCAUUGCCGUCCAGACCCCCAUGCUCAACGCCAUUGCCGGUGGUGCCACCGCCAAGCCCUUUAUUACUCACCACAACGAUCUCGACAUGGACAUGUACCUCCGUAUCGCUCCUGAGCUCUACCUCAAGAUGCUUGUCGUCGGCGGAUUGAACCGUGUCUAUGAGAUGGGCCGACAGUUUAGAAACGAGAGCAUGGAUCUGACUCACAACCCUGAAUUCACCACUCUGGAGUUUUAUAUGGCCUACGCCGAUUACUAUGACCUCAUGGCCAUGACCGAGGAGCUUGUUACCGGCCUGGUCAAGCACAUCCACGGCUCUUACAAGACCAAGUACCACAACAUCAAGGGUGAGGAGGUUGAGAUCAACUGGGAAGGCCCGUGGCGCCGAAUUGAAAUGAUCCCCACUUUGGAGGAGUGUGUCGGCGAAAAGUUCCCUCCUGCCGAUGAGCUUCACACCGAUGAGGCCAACCAGUUCUUCAGAAGAGUUCUCAAGAAGACUGGUGUUGAGUGCAACCCUCCUCUGACCAACGCCCGUAUGCUGGACGCCCUGGUUGGAGAGUUCCUCGAGUCUCAAUGCACCAACCCAACCUUCAUCACCGGCCACCCCAAGAUGAUGUCUCCUCUCGCCAAGAGCUCUCGCAGCGUCCCCGGCCUCUGCGAGCGAUUUGAGGCUUUCGUUUGCAAGAAGGAAAUCGUCAACGCCUACACCGAGUUGAACGUCGCCCUUGAGCAGCGUGAGCGAUUCGAAGAGCAGGCCCGACAGAAGGCCCAGGGUGAUGACGAAGCCCAGGGCGUUGACGAGACCUUCUGCAAGGCUCUCGAGCACGGUCUCCCUCCCACCGGUGGCUGGGGCAUGGGCAUUGACCGAAUGAUGAUGUUCUUGACCGACAACUACAGCAUUAGAGAAGUUUUGGCUUUCCCCACCAUGAAGCCCGAGCAGAACACUGGCUCAACAGAGAAGCCUGCUGAGGCGGCAUAG
Messenger RNA from Trichoderma aggressivum f. europaeum, 1818 nucleotides. RefSeq lists its product as uncharacterized. Gene Ontology annotation, biological process: lysyl-tRNA aminoacylation. NCBI's taxonomy places the organism in Eukaryota, Fungi, Ascomycota, Sordariomycetes, Hypocreales, Hypocreaceae. Gene Ontology annotation, cellular component: cytosol; cytoplasm. Gene Ontology annotation, molecular function: ATP binding; lysine-tRNA ligase activity; tRNA binding. The transcript is spliced from 9 exons. The record is from RefSeq and is a predicted model, not a curated record. The coding region runs from base 1 to 1818 and encodes 605 amino acids.